AUUUGGUAGCAGGGUCCUCAAAAAUGAAUUUAAACUGGACGUGAACGAACAUAGGAGGAGUGGCCCAGUGAAGUAGAAGGUUUAUAAACUCGCAUUAGAUGCCGAUUAUAGUCCACUGACGUGAUAUGAUUGUCAUCACGAUCCGGACAUGUUGACAAAAGAACAACUAGGACAACUUAAAACUCGACUUUUAUCUUUCUGGACACAUCAAACAAGACAAAGAAAAUGAUGAAGGUGGCACCUCACAACUCGUUUCACUUUGCCUCGAGACGAGUCUCGGCUGCAACCCCGCAGUAUGCAGCGUUGCAGCUACGCCGAAAAUUAUCAGCAGCUACAGCUAAUCUAAACACUUCCGCUAAUCUAAACACUUCCGCUAAUCUAAACACUUCCUCUAAUCUAAACACUUCUUGUUCUUCCGCUAAUCUAAACACUUCCUCCAGGGAACAACAUGAAGACCAAAGAUGGAACGCUUUCCAAUAUGGGGCUUUGGAUAUGGGCAAGAAAAUGCUACUUGGAGGUUCUCUAUGGGCAGCUGGAGAUCUCCUCUCGCAACUUGUUGCGUCCGAAAACGGUGAAGAUGAUUAUCAAGAUUAUAGAGGUAAAUCAAAGUCAAACGAGGAGAAGAUUGAGACCGCAGUCCCCGCAGAAGAAAAGACGAAUAGAAAAGCUUCUGAGUGGUCUGACAGCGUCUUCAAGAACAUCCAGAGCGAGAGCAUGAUCCACUCGUUUUUGAUCGGGGGAAUGUUUUUCACUCCACUGGGCAACGCUUGGUACACAGCUGCCGACCAAAUUUUCAAACAUGCUUUACCAAUGCUUCUUUUCGAUCAGACGGUCUUCGCGGUUACAGCACUCUCUGGCGUCUUCACUGCGUUCAAACUACUCAACCAGAACAAGAAUUCAUCUUCUGAGCAGAACGGUUGCCCUGCUGUCCCAGUAGUUGACCCAUCUAAAAUCAACAUCCAAGACAUUGUGGCGAAAGAAGUCUUACCGGUGCUGCCAUUAAACUGGAGUGUCUGGGUACCUGUGCAGGCGGCAAACUUUUUCCUAGUUCCCGCACCGUUGCGAAUUUAUCUCGUCAACAUAGUAACAGUCCCUUGGACGGGGUAUCUGGCAUAUCGCGCAAAAAGGAUGAAUGCGGGAGGGGAGAAUGAAAAUGAAAUGUAGAUGAAUUUAAUCUUGAUCAUUCUAAAUUUAAGUGCAAGCGCAUGAAGAUAGAUAUAGAUUGUCGUUUGUUUGUUUGUUUGUUUUGAUGCGCUCCGGGCAACGCGUACGAUCCCGCCGGAUUUCUUUGUGCUCUGUGUGUGUUAUGCUAUGGUCGGCAUUGCGAUCGGCUUUGGUAUGUCUAGUCGCCACAGUCUCCGCCAGCUGCAGCUUUUAUGGCAUGUCGGGCGAGGUGUGCAGGCGGCGGCAACCGUGCGUAGGUAGCGCCUGGCGGUGAGGCGCGAUCGGGUUUGGUUGACGUUUUCACGGCCUGCGUGCUCUGUUCUUCGCGUUCUUUCUGUUAUCAUGAAAGAAAACGAAAGUGUAUAUUCGAGUAUUCGCGAUUGUUGUGCCUGAAUGUUGGAGCGCUAUGAUAUGAUAACAUUGAUGUUGAAGCUGUAUAAAUCCAUAAAAAUGAAUGAGUCUCCUUCUAAACCUACGAUUUCGCAAAUUUCUCGAAAAAUAUAGUGUCAGUGGAUGUCAGAUGAUUAUAAACACCCGUCACACUGAAGAAGCGUACUAUUAACGCACGCAGCGCACAGAAAGUUUCUUGUGGUUAUCCCGUAUGAUGUGAUGAAAGAUUUUCGUUUUCCAUUGGCAGCCACAAGAUGACGGACUAGCAAUGGUGUAGACACAAGGCC
Amoebophrya sp. A25 is the source of this 1841-nucleotide messenger RNA. The record is from the annotation of a GenBank genome assembly. Lineage: Eukaryota; Dinophyceae; Syndiniales; Amoebophryaceae.